AAUAUCUUUCUUUGUCCUGAUGUCCAUCUUGGAAAAUCAACAGAGCAUUCCAGAUUUAUGUUCAGCAUUGAACCAACAGUGAUGUCUUAGUAAUUUCAAUGUUUGCUCGUGGACCGAAGAAGCAUUUGAAGCGUUUACAUGCUCCGAAAUCAUGGAUGUUGGACAAGUUAGGAGGUGUCUUUGUAAGUAUGUUUACAGUUGAAAUUUAUUAUACUUUUAGAAUCAAAUAUGUAAACUUUUUAGUAAUUUUAAUAUCAGAUGUUUUGUAUGACUUAUUAGGUAACCUUUGUAUGGUGACUGGUGGACACAACUUGGGACGAGUGGGUAUUGUCACUUCUAGAGAGCGACAUCCAGGUUCCUUUGAUAUUGUCCAUGUCAAAGAUGCCCAGGGACAUACUUUUGCCACUAGGUUGAACUACAUCUUUGCCAUAGGAAAAGGUAACAAACCUUACAUUUCUCUGCCUCGUGGAAAGGGUGUCAGACUUACUGUGGCUGAAGAGAGAGAUCGACGUCUUCAUGCAAAGAGAGAACACUAAGCUGUCAAGAUAGUUUUCAUGUAAAGUGGAGAACUUAAUAAAAUAUUCUGAAGAAAUA
This is a messenger RNA of Limulus polyphemus (Atlantic horseshoe crab), 594 nucleotides long. RefSeq names its product 40S ribosomal protein S4-like. The transcript is spliced from 4 exons. Gene Ontology annotation, cellular component: cytosolic small ribosomal subunit; ribosome. Lineage: Eukaryota; Metazoa; Arthropoda; Merostomata; Xiphosura; Limulidae. Gene Ontology annotation, biological process: translation. The coding region runs from base 99 to 536 and encodes 145 amino acids. Gene Ontology annotation, molecular function: RNA binding; structural constituent of ribosome. The record is from RefSeq and is a predicted model, not a curated record.